CUCCAGCACCACGCUAUAGCAGCGAACUAGGCAGGCCAACUUGCAGAGUGCAGCUCAGCCUCGACAGCGGCUGCUUCCAACUGGGGGUCUUCGGAGAGCAUCGCACUCCCAUGUGCGCUGCUGUGCCCGCUGGAUGUUGAAAUCGCGCCGUGCGCCUCGCCAGGAGCCACCAUGUCCAACCCAACCCACGACCCGUUCUACUCUUCUCCCUUCGGACCCUUUUACAGGAGACACUCGCCCUACAUGGUCCAGCCCGAGUAUCGGAUCUACGAGAUGAACAAGCGGCUGCAGGCGCGCACAGAGGAAAGCGACAGUUUGUGGUGGGAUGCCUUUGCGACAGAGUUUUUUGAAGAGGAUGCCACUCUCACGCUUUCCUUCUGCCUCGAAGAUGGACCAAAGAGAUACACAAUCGGCCGGACGUUGAUCCCCCGUUAUUUCAGCACAGUCUUUGAGGGAGGGGUCACUGAGCUCCACUACAUCCUUAAACACUCCAAGGAGUCGUUCCACAACUCCUGCAUCACCCUGGACUGUGAUCAGUGCACCAUGGUCACCCAGCACGGGAAGCCAAUGUUUACAAAGGUUUGUACAGAGGGUCGCUUGAUACUGGAGUUUGCCUUUGAUGAUCUGAUGAGGAUCAAGACGUGGCACUUUACCAUCCGGCAGUACCGAGAACUCAUCCCCCGCAGUAUCCUGGCCAUGCACGCACAAGACCCUCAGGUGCUGGAACAACUGUCCAAAAACAUCACUCGCAUGGGUUUGACCAACUUCACCCUCAACUACCUCAGGUUGUGUGUCAUCCUGGAGCCCAUGCAGGAGCUCAUGUCAAGGCACAAGACCUACAACCUCAGCCCCCGGGACUGUCUCAAGACAUGCCUAUUCCAAAAAUGGCAGAGAAUGGUAGCCCCACCAGCUGGACACCCACAGAACUUCAAAACGGAAAUAUUUCCCACAAAUCACAAAAAAGCUGGUCGCGCCAAAGCUGAGCCUGCCCGACAGACAACCACGAAGAGGAGGAAACGGAAGAACUCAGCCAGCAGCGCCAAUAGCAGUGUGGGCACCACUGCAAGCAAGAAACGCAGCCCCGCCACCAACUUCAGCCUCUCCAGUCAGGUACCUGACGUGAUGGUGGUGGGCGAGCCGACCCUGAUGGGCGGCGAGUUUGGGGACGAGGAUGAGCGUUUGAUCACCCGUCUGGAGAACACACAGUACGAUGCCACCAACGGCCUGGAUGACGAAGACGACUUUAAUAGCUCCCCAGCUCUGGGCAACAACGCCCCUUGGAGCAGCAAAGCCCCCGCCGCCCAGGAUAGCAAGCCCGAGAGCACGGCGCCACAACCCUCGCAGUAAAACAAAAGAAGAGGGAAAAAAAGCCCAACAGAUCCUUGACUUCAUGUGGACUGGACUUUUUAACCUCCCCCCUUCCCCUGAGGGCAGUACUUCUAUGCCUCAUAACAUUGUACUGAAUCAGAACCCCCCCGUCUGCAAACUCACCACCGGCAUGUCCAGCCAAAAUACUGUAUGUCCGUCCCGGAUAUUUUUUUCUUUUCUGAAUCACUGUAACAUCUAGGAGAACACUGAGAACUGGCAGCAUUGCACAGCAAUAUCCACAGACAAGAAAUGCAUACAGGUUGUAUGCAACUAUAAUGUAAAAAUAACAAGGCGUGGGAUUUCUUCUUUUUCUUUUUUUUUUCCUUUUUUCCAAGAAUGCAGUGGAAAAUUGUGGAUCAAAUUCUCCUCUUUGGACCCUCAGCUACAAACCUCUCAUCUAGUGGAAUAUCACAGAUGUGAUUGGUUGACCUCCAGGUCACAAGUCAUCCUGCUGAUGGUAGACAGUGGGGAGAAAAGAAGAAGAGUAAAAACAACGAACAAAAUGUCUUCAAAAAAAUAAGCAAGCUCAAGAAGGCAAAGUGUUUUUUAACGGCCACCAGAGCCAUUGGAAGCAUCUAACCACAUUGGAGACAAAUGAAAUAUUGUUUGAGGCAAUUGCAUUUUUAUUGGAAAUUCAGUCGGCUGUUGGUUUGUUUCUGCUGUUGCUGUUUAUUUCCAUUUCCAAUUAAGGGGAAAUAAAAGUUCUCUACCGCUAUGGACUCUUUUGAAACAAGGGAAACUCGUGUCCUACGAUUGUUUUUCCACAUUACCGCGGUCGUCACAGAUUGUGAUUUCAUGCAAACCAGUUUGAUUGUGUUUGUAGUCUAUUGGUAUUUCGCUUCUCUCAGAAUCCUUUUGCAAUCACAUUGUAAUUUUGCAGAUCAGUAUGUGAACUUUGCCGACACGCGUUGAUGCGUUAUUGUUGAUUUCUUUUCUUUUUUUCUUCCUGGAAAAUUGGACUUCUUUCCCUUUAACGACCUACUCCCAAACUGAUACUAAAGCCUUUUCCUGCAUGAUUUUAUAGGAAUUUUAUUUUUUUGUUUGAUCUAUGUGCUUUAUAAAACUCAUCCGUUGGAUUUUCCUUUUGGGUUCAUCAGUUUGGGAACACUGUUACAAGGUUUGUAGCUCUGUAAAUAGAGGUGGAAUCUAUUUUGUCCACUGUAAAUCAGCCACUGAAAGCAGUUUGGACAUGGCAGCUGUUUUGUUUUGUACAGGAGGUUCAGAUUUCUGUUGGGUGGUUUGGAUGGAUGCCUGUUUGCCUCUGUCAGAACCAAACUCUUAAUGUCCUCUCUAGCUAGUGGAGAACCAAAGCCACAAUGUUAAUAACAGCCACACAGUCACAUGAUCAUAUUCGUUGUGUACUCUGUGACAUAUUGUAGGAAACCCUCCCCCCGAAAAAUGGCAACCUUAACAUUUUAAAGACAAGAUCAAAUCCCAUCCACCCGACAGAAACACUUUGAGAUCCCUGUGUUUGUGUUCACACUUGUUCUUUAAUCAUUAAUUGAAUUGAUACUACAGUAUAUCCCUGAUCUCUUUUGUUGGAUUUUUGUUUGAAAAUGGGCAAGAAGACAAUGAUGGAUGUCUUUAUACAAUUGGAUCUUAUGGGUAUUUAUUUGUGCAUUUGUAAGGAAGCUAACACGUUUCUAAAUAUGUUUGCGCCUAGUAUUAUUAGACACCAUUUGUACAUUAUAUAGCAGAGGUGUUCAGUGUCAUAUCUGAUGUCUGGUAUGUAUGCUUUACCAUUAUGUGUGCCAAUAAACCGUGCUUACAAAGUA
Molecule: messenger RNA, 3143 nt
Organism: Oreochromis niloticus (Nile tilapia)
Lineage: Eukaryota; Metazoa; Chordata; Actinopteri; Cichliformes; Cichlidae
Gene: ldb2a
Product: LIM domain binding 2a
Exons: 9
Coding region: 172-1347 (391 amino acids)
Source: RefSeq, a predicted model, not a curated record